Messenger RNA from Magallana angulata, 1853 nucleotides. RefSeq names its product kelch-like protein 10. Gene Ontology annotation, molecular function: protein binding. The record is from RefSeq and is a predicted model, not a curated record. The transcript is spliced from 6 exons. Lineage: Eukaryota; Metazoa; Mollusca; Bivalvia; Ostreida; Ostreidae. Bases 64 to 1764 code for a protein of 566 amino acids.
AAUUAAAAUUCUUGUGUAUCUAGCAAAGAGAACUGAAAGUUUUCAAAGUGGUUUGUGCUAAAGAUGUCGAGUAUGGAAGCAAGCAACAUUCUGUUGGAAUUACGUAAUAACAAGCAGCUGUGUGAUGCCGUCAUCAAGGUGGAAAACACGGAGUUUCCGAUUCACCGAAACAUCAUGUCGGCAUGUAGUACCUACUUCAGGACCCUUUUUACGACAGAAGUCGACAAAAAUACACAGAAAGUGGUGAUACCGGGGGUUUCGGCCGACAUCAUGGGUCUCAUAAUCGAUUUUGCUUACAUCGCGGAUGCCGCUGUGACGUCAGAUAACAUUGAACGUCUGCUACCGGUCGCCGAUCAGUUUCACGUUUUAGGCCUCAUGAAACUGUGCUGUAGUUUUCUUGAAUCUCAUCUGACUGCGCCGAACUGUAUCGGUGUUCGUCGAAUUGCAAAAACGUACGGUUGUUCAAACUUAGAAAAGGCUGCCUUUCGAUUUCUUAUGGUCAACUUUGCAGAAGUGAGCGAAAUUAGCGACGAAUUCGUCCAGCUAGGCAUUGAGGAAGUUUGUGACAUCCUGAUUGAUGACAGGUUGAAUGUAAGAAAUGAAGAUUUAGUCUUUAAUGCAGUCUUGAGAUGGAUCGAUUUCGACCCCGAUGUGAGGAAAGAACAUGUCGCUUGCCUGUUGAAAACUGUACGUCUCGGUCUUGUACCGAUCAAAUAUUUCGUAGAAAAGAUCAAAGAUCAUUCAUAUGUUAAGGAUAACGACUCUUGUAAGCCAAUAAUCAUUGAAACACUGAAACAUCUCUACGAUCUAGAGAUGUCGGAAGAUAAAACCAGUGAUGGCAGUUUUCCUUUGGCGAAACCUCGCCUGCCGCACGAGAUUUUGUUCGUGAUCGGGGGAUGGAGUCGUUCGUCUCCUACGAAUAUCGUGGAGACUUACGAUACUCGCGCAGACCGCUGGACGAUCUGCGAUGUUGCCGAUAAAGUUCCAAGAGCGUAUCAUGGAAUGGUGACGUUGAAUCAGCUGAUCUACGUCAUAGGAGGUUUUGAUGGCGUGGAAUACUUCAGCAGUGUGCGAUGCUUUGACCCAAAAACCAAGGAAUGGACCGAAGUGGCACCAAUGAACUCAAAACGGUGUUACGUGAGUACAGCCGUAUUAGGGGACUAUGUUUACGCUCUCGGCGGAUUUAGCGGUCGUUACAGGCUGAACAGCGCGGAGCGAUAUGACCCCGCCAAAAACCAGUGGAGCUUCAUAGAACCGAUGAUUCUGGAGAGAAGCGAUGCUGGCGCCACCUCAGUCAACGGGAAAUUGUAUGUCUGUGGCGGAUUCAAUGGAGGCGAGUGCUUGAACAGCGGCGAAGUCUACGACCCGGAGACCAACCAGUGGACGUUCAUACCGCCGAUGAACAGCAGUCGGAGCGGACUAGGCGUUGUCGCCUAUGAGGGCGAGAUCUACGCCUUAGGCGGGUUUAACGGUGUUGCCCGGAUGAACUCGGCUGAGAAGUAUUGUCCUAGAACCAAUCAGUGGAGACCUAUCGCCGAGUUCUGUAGCCCAAGGAGCAAUUUUGCUGUCAAGGUGAUGGACGGGAUGAUAUUUGCAAUGGGCGGUUUCAAUGGAGUAACCACCAUAUGUGCUGUGGAGUGCUAUGAUCCGAUCUGCGAUGAAUGGUUCGACGCAUCUGAUAUGAUUGUAUACAGAAGUGCACUCAGCGCAUGCGUAGUCAAAGAUUUGCCGAAUGUAGAAUACUAUGCAUAUCAGAGACGAUAGAAUCGAAAAAUUACACUGUUGAAAAAAAAAGAAAUAGAAAAGAAAGGUAGUGUCGUAAUUCUAUGUAAAAAUGAAAAUAAAAUGGAAAA